AUGGGGAGACAUUCGGUUGAAUACGACACGCAAUGCUGUGGUCGCAAGUGGUGUGUUAGGGACGGCUGUGGUAUCGCCUGCGCUACCGUUACGUGGUUGCUGCUGGCUUACGGAGAGUUCUGCGUCGUUUCGAUUCUGAUAUGGUCGGACAAAGACCGCAUUUUAUACACGGUGAUUAACGCAACAUUGUUCCACCUGCUGCUGGUUUUGGCGUACGCAAGUCACAUUAAGACAAUGCUGACCGAUCCGGGUGCGAUUCCGAAGGGUAAUGCCACCGUAAAGAACCUGCAGCUGCUGAAGCUGAAGCAAGGACAAGUUGUCUAUCAGUGCGCGAAGUGCUUCAGCAUCAAGCCUGAUCGAGCCCACCACUGCAGUGUUUGCCAAAGGUGUAUCCGCAAAAUGGACCACCACUGCCCUUGGGUCAACAACUGCGUCGGUGAAAAUAACCAGAAGUUUUUUGUCCUGUUCACCCUUUAUAUCGCUGCCAUUUCAUUGCAGGCCAUUGCUUGGGCAGUAUGGAAGUUUAUGCAUUGUAUAAACCGUGAGUGGCAAAAUUGCAGCAGCUUCUCACCACCUGUGACUACCAUACUCUUAGCUGUCUUGUUGUUUGAAGCGGUUCUUUUCGCCAUUUUCACAAUGGUCAUGCUCUGCACGCAGAUUUUUGCCAUUUGCAACGAUGAGACGGCAGUGGAACAGUUAAAGCAGGAACGACGAUAUCAGAAAAAGGACAGAUGGAAAAGCAUGCAGACGGUGUUUGGCGGUCGUUUCUCGUUGCGUUGGUUUAAUCCACUCGUUGGUCCUUAUGUCGGCACUAAACCGCUUGAACAUUGUGUGUAA
Soboliphyme baturini is the source of this 837-nucleotide messenger RNA. The record is from the annotation of a GenBank genome assembly. NCBI's taxonomy places the organism in Eukaryota, Metazoa, Nematoda, Enoplea, Dioctophymatida, Soboliphymatidae.